Molecule: messenger RNA, 1359 nt
Organism: Nicotiana attenuata
Lineage: Eukaryota; Viridiplantae; Streptophyta; Magnoliopsida; Solanales; Solanaceae
Product: septum-promoting GTP-binding protein 1-like
Molecular function (GO): GTP binding; GTPase activity
Source: RefSeq, a predicted model, not a curated record
AAUACCCAAGUCCAAGUAAUUACACAUCAAAAUCAAGAACAAGAAGCCGGCAAGUUUGACUAUUUCCCGGAGAUUCCAAAAAGACAUACAUAAACCGGUCAACCGCCUAACUCAAAAUACAAACCAAAAAAACCCAACAUUUUCCCAUUCUUAAUUUCUGUCGUACGUCGUGAACAGAGUAGAAAAUUGUUCCAAACAGAACAUCCAAAAAGAAAAAGACUACCAAAAUGUGGAAACCAAAAUUAGCUCCUAUGUAUAUUUCCUCAAUAUGGCUGAAAACAUCCAUGAAGUAAGCAGAAAGAUGACUAAUCUCUGCCGGAAAAUCGUUCAUGUGAAUAUAAGGUGGAAGAUAUUUGAUAAAGUUUCAAUAUUUAGAGAGUUUUUUCGUUUCAUUUGGGAAAGAAUUUUGAUUUGCUCAACUGGCCGGAAGCCGGUAAGAAAGUACCGGCGUUUGUCUCGAAGAGCUGCAACUCCGUCAAUGGAGGAAAGUGAAGAGUACUACGGUGAAAAUGAUCCGUUGACUGCAACUUGUAGUGGGUAUGAUAGUGAUUCAGAUUUAGUUACCUUGAAAAUCAGUAUUUUGGGUGAUUGCCACAUUGGUAAAACAAGUUUUGUGAUUAAGUAUGUAGGGGAUGAAGAAGAAAAGAGAUGUUUGCAUAUGAACGGAUUGAAUUUGAUGGAUAAAACUUUAGUUGUACGAGGUGCAAGAAUUGCAUUUAGAAUAUGGGAUGUGGGAGGUGAUCAUAGCUCACUUGAUCAGAUUCCAAUUGCUUGUAAAGAUGCUGUCGCCAUUCUCUUUAUGUUUGAUCUCACUAGCCGGAGUACAUUGAACAAUGUGAUAGGUUGGUAUAGUGAAGCAAGAAAGUGGAAUCAGACUGCUAUUCCCAUACUAAUUGGGACCAAAUUUGAUGAUUUUGUCCAGCUUCCACCAGACAUUCAGUGGAGUGUGGUGACACAGGCAAGGGCAUAUGCAAAGGCAAUGAAAGCAACUCUCUUCUUUUCGAGUGCAACACAUAACAUCAAUGUGAAUAAGAUCUUCAAGUUUAUCAUGGCAAAACUCUUUAACUUGCCUUGGACUGUCCAGAGGAAUCUUACUAUUGGUGAACCAAUUAUUGACUUCUAGAUUUAGAAUUACUCUGCUCUUCCUACUGCUGCUGUUGUUACAUUCUGUUGUAGAUACAGACCUCAUUUUGACACUCUUUUCUUUUGGCCUUUGCCAGAAAAAGAGAGAACAGGACGAAGAAAAGAGUUGCGCAUUAUUUAACUUGUAAUAUUGCAUCCUUUUCACCCUUUUUUUUUCUUGAUACUUGGUAAAACUGUGGAUUCAUAAGGAGUGAAAGUUGAAGGUAAUUUUUAGUA